This is a messenger RNA of Bacillus rossius redtenbacheri, 2711 nucleotides long. RefSeq names its product putative gustatory receptor 2a. The record is from RefSeq and is a predicted model, not a curated record. Gene Ontology annotation, cellular component: dendrite; axon; neuronal cell body. Gene Ontology annotation, biological process: sensory perception of taste; chemosensory behavior; male courtship behavior. Bases 16 to 1233 code for a protein of 405 amino acids. Lineage: Eukaryota; Metazoa; Arthropoda; Insecta; Phasmatodea; Bacillidae. The transcript has a single exon.
UUUUUUUUAGGUAAAAUGGCAUCAAUGAUUACCACGGACUUUACCGAAUGUCUGAAACCAUUUCAGAUUACGUUGAAGUUAUUUGGACUAGAGACUUGUCAACUGAUCCCACAAGAAGUCAAUGGAGACGGCACACGUUACAGCUUUAAGAGAUCUGCUGCAGCAACUACUUUCUGCGUUCUGAUUGGUUUAUCUGUGUUCGCUGCCUAUGUUGUCAACUUUUACGUAACGACUUAUUACGCUAACAAUAGUUUACCACUUACAGUCAUUACGUCCUAUUUAAUCUCUACAAGUGUGUCAGUCUCAGUUGCCUUAGUGAGCCUCAUAAGCAUGCUUAUUAACCACAAGAAAAGGUUGGACGUAAUACACAGCUUUAUUGAAGUGGACAGCAUACAAAUUGCAUGUUCGCAUGACUGGUACAGAAAAUGGUCUAAGCGUUCAACUGCUUGCAUCCUUGGGGUUUUCACUGUACCUAUCGGAGCUGUUGUUGUAGGGCUUUGCUCCAACACGAAUAUAUAUUCUUACUUCAAAAUUGCUGAGGACUUAUCCAAUUUCGUGGUGUUGGCCGUGGUGCUGCAGUACGUGAACACGGUGCUGCUGGUUCGCCAGAGAGUGCAGGCGCUGAACAGCGAGCUGCGAGGCAGCACCAGGCUGCAGAGAGCUUCACAGAGCAGGGUUCACAUGGCCCCGAGCCGCGUGUAUGGCCGGCUGCUCGCUCCCGGUGGCUCACUGCAGCACACGGAGACAAUCUGCACCAUGAGCGCUGUCUACGGCAAACUGCACCGCAUCACAUGCCUCAUCAACUCUGCGUACGGAUGGCAAGUCAUGUUCUGCAUCCUCCUCUGUGUUUCGUCCUUGACUACGGUAUUGCAUUUUGGCAUGCAGUUGAACUUCGAGUCGUCUUACGCAGGGCAACAUGAGAACAGCGCUUUUGCAAUGACAUCUGUCGUUCUGUGGACGCUGUUUUACACAGCGGAGACAAUUGCGAUAAUCCGCGUGUGCAGCGCAACACGGAAGGAAGUCAGCGUCACUAAAAAUGAGAUCCAACGUUUCCUCCUGACGCCAGGUCUGGACGGGAGAGCCGUCAGAGCGCUGAGGGAGUUCUCUCAGCAUAUCUCCAGCAGAGAGAUUGAAUUCAGCGCCGCUGGAUUCUUCAAUAUUGACAUGACUUUGCUGGCUUCUAUGGCGUGGACUGUGCUUUCGUAUCUGCUGGUUCUUAUCCAGUUCGACUAAGUUUAUGUCUGCAAUUCAAACAUUAGCUUUUCACCUGCGUCUGUGCUCGCAAGUCCUGUGCUACGCGCUGUUUCAAUUGUCGCACGUUGUGUUGGAAUAUUGCAAUUGGUGCCUGAUACACUCGUUCUUUAGUAUUCGGAUAAAUAAAUAUAUUUAAUGAAUAAAAAUUUUUAAUUGACAAAACAGAUAUUCGGUGUGAAACACUUGUUAUAAUAUUGUAUUAGAAUAAAUUAAUAGUAUUAACAAUCUUUCAUUUUAUUAGUUUGCACAUAUUUUAUUUAUAAUUCUGUGUCCACCAAAACAUGCAAAAAAUAUAUGUAAUAAACAUUCAUUGCCAAUGAUUUAUGAAAUAUAAAUUAAUCAGUUAUACGAAUGUCUGAGCUAAAAUGUGAUUUACAUAUAAGACAGUUUAUUAUUGUGUUGUUUUAAGGAAAAAUGUUUGUGUAAUAAGUAUGAAUUUGUUUGGAAGAUUUCACUAUAUCAAACCACUUUUUGUGUAAAUGUUUUUAUGUAUCGGGCACUCACCCCACGCGGACUGAUUAUUAAAUUUGGAGUUUAUAUGUGACCACAGUAAACAUCUACCUUUUUAUUGAUAAAACGAAGAAAAUGAGUACUAGCGUUCUACAUCGUCAACCAAUACAACAACGAACGCCGAAGAAAUCAUUUUUACAUUGAACCUCUUGCCAGGAUUUUACCACCUCCUCUGUUUUCAUGAUCCGGGUUCCUUCCUUGCAUCUCUACCAACACAGCUCUACUCUAAUUGCAGAGUCGACAACUAAAGUGGUGAGUGAAUUCAAAUCUUCUCGAAUCCAAAACUUGAAACUAAAUAUAUAGGUAUCAUGGGUCUAAUAUAAAAUAAGGUUCAAAAAAUUAAAUUGAUUCUUUAUAUUUUUUAAUGAUCGUUUCACAAACAAAGUUCUCACAAUAAAUAAUUACAUAAAAAGUAAUUAUACGAAAAUAAUAAUUUUUUUUAAAUUUCGUUUUAAUAUAUCACAGAUUACUAUAAAUCACUUUUAGCAUCGUAUAUGUUUUUGAUUUUAAAUAUGUUUUUUAAUAUUUCUAGGGAAAAAAUUAACUUUGUUUGUAAUGUAUUAGUAAAGUUGUUUUUAUGUUUUUGGUUAUUCUUUUUAUUUAACUUAGUUAUGUAAGUUAUGUUUUAUUAUCACUUUACAUAAACUUUGUAAACAAAAUUUGGUUUAGUUGAAGACAAGGUAGCACGCCUUAAUUUCGCGACAUAAAAUAUCGAUAGAAAAAAUAACGUUAAAAUAUAUUUAUUGGGGAACGAUAAUGUACUUCACAGUUUUUAGUGUUGAAUUUUCGAAGUAAACUACAUUUCCUCCGAUAUUUUUCUUCGAAUCUUUUCCCUCGAAUAUCAAAUAUUUUGAAUACCGAGGAUUCGGUGGUAUUCGGGGAUGUUAUUGGCCAGUCUCCGUCGAGAACUCGUCCACACAGAAAACAAUUUCUGUAGUUUUACAAAA